CACACAUGUUCUGAUACUACACUGCAUCUGAUACUGCUCUGUAUGAGCCCCUUCCUUCUCUGCUGUAAAUGUGCACAGUCCAACCCUGUAAGGGUUGACAGAGAAAGACAAUUAUGUUUCACCUGAUCAAGAAAGAUAAGGAGAAGGAGAAAGAGAAGGAUGUGGUGAAGAAGGAGAAGAAAGACCGGAAAGACAAAAAGGAGCGAAUGUCCCAGGCAGAACUGAAAAGUCUGGAGGAGAUGAGUGUGAGGAGAGGGUUCUUCAACAUCCAUCGUGGGAGCUCCAAGAGGGAGUCCAGAAGCAAGCUUGAGAUCUCCAGUCCUAUACCGAUUAAAGUGGCAAGCAAUGCCGAGCUCAGCCUGACAGACCUAGACACCAAAUGCUCAGACAAUGCCGCUACCCCGGCGUGGGACGUGGGGCAGAUGAGCACCACCGCUUCCAGUGAGGAUAUUGAGGGAAAUGGACAGGAUUUGCAUCGCCACUCUGUAAAGGAGCGGGCAGCCAGGUUUGGUGCACUGGCUAAGCCGAACACUCAGGUGGGACAAAGGCAGCUUCCCAUCCCCCAGAGGAGCAAUGAGGACCAUCCCAUAGAGAACCAAGCUCCCUCCGGGCAGAACUUGACCACCCCGAAUCUUCAGAUAAAAGCCCAGGUGUUUAACCCACAGCAUAGACAAGGCUCCAUCUCACAAGGCCUUGACAGGAAAAUGGUUCACCUCCCAGAUUUGGUGGAGAAGUCAUUCCUUGGAGUAGACCUACAGCUGCCUCUAUUAGUGCCUCCACCUAUACCAGAUCCAAGGCAACUGGAGCUGCAGCGGCGUAACACCGGGGACUUUGGCUUCUCCCUGCGAAGAACCACCAUGCUGGAUAGGCGAACUGACGGGGGGAUUUCCCGACGUGUAGUGCACUUUGCUGAGCCGGGUGUUGGUACCAAGGACCGGACACUGGGCUUGGUGCCAGGAGACAGGCUAGUAGAGAUCAAUGGCGUCAAUGUGGAGAACAAAAGCAGAGAUGAGAUUGUGGAGAUGAUUCGCCAGUCUGGAGAGUCAGUCCGACUCAAGGUGCAGCCUAUUCUGGAGCUGAGCGAAUUGAAUCACUCCUGGCUGAGGACCAGUAAGGAUCUGCACAGGGAGGUCUUUGAUGGGAAGACUGAGGAGCAGAUAGCUGCAGAAAAAGCCUGGUACCAUACUGAAAAAGUAUGGCUCGUCCACAAAGAUGGAUUCUCCCUGGCCACUCUUCUGAAGACGGAGCCAGGCAGUCUGCCAGAGGGGAAGGUGAAAAUCCGACUGGAGAGUGAUGGAUCUCUGUUGGAUGUGGAUGAGGAUGAUGUGGAAAAGGCGAACCCCCCGAUGUUUGAUCGAGUGGAGGACCUGGCCUCUCUGCAGUAUCUGAAUGAGUCAAGUGUGAUGCACUCCCUGCGACAGCGCUACGGGGGAAACCUGGUCCACACUCACGCAGGGCCCAACAUGAUAGUCAUAAACCCCAUCAGCGCCCCCUCCAUGUACUCUGAGAAGGUGAUGCAGAUGUUUAAAGGCUGUAGGAGGGAGGACACUGCCCCUCAUAUUUACAGCAUGGCCCAGUCUGCCUACAGGAACCUUCUGACCACUCGUCAGGACCAGUCCAUUGUCUUAGUGGGCAAGAGUGGCAGCGGCAAGACAACCAACUGUCAACACCUGGUUCAAUACUUGGUCACCAUUGCUGGCAGCCCAAACAAAACUUUCUCCACAGAGAAGUGGCAGGCUGUCUACACCAUACUGGAGGCAUUCGGAAAUGCCUCCACAUCUAUUAAUGGGAAUGCUAGCCGCUUUUCCCAUGUCGUCUCCUUAGACUUUGACCAGGCUGGCCAGGUGACCUCAGCAUCUAUUCAGACAAUGCUUCUGGAGAAAACAAGGGUGACAAAGAGACCUGAGGGAGAGGCAACGUUUAAUGUCUUCUACUAUCUGAUGGCUGGAGUAGACAGCACUCUCAGAACUGAGCUGCACCUCAAUCACUUUGCUGAAAACAAUGCUUUUAGAAUCGUGCCUCAGCCAAAGUCUGAGGACAAGCAGCGGGCCGCUCAGCAGUUCUCGAAGCUCCAAGCAGCCAUGAAGGUUUUGGGGAUCAGUGCUGAGGAGCAGAGGGCCUUUUGGCUCGUCCUGGGUGCCAUCUACCAUCUUGGAGCUGCAGGGGCAACCAAGGCUGGCAGGAAACAAUUUGCACGUCAUGAGUGGGCCCAGAAGGCAGCCUACCUGCUGGGCUGCACCCUGGAGGAGCUCUCCUCUUCCAUCUUUAAGCACCAGGCUAAGGGCACCAUGCCUAGAGCCAGCACCAUCCGUCAGGCUUCUGACGAAAAUGGCACAGGAGAUGCAGGAUCCAAAGCUACAGCUAUGGAGUGUUUGGAGGCUAUGGCAUCUGGACUGUACUCGGAAAUCUUCACUACCCUCAUCUCUUUCAUCAACCGGGCCCUGAAGUCCAGCCAGAACUCACUGUGCUCUCUGCUCAUCGUGGACACCCCUGGCUUCCAGAAUCCCCGACUGGCCAAGCAGGAAUGCGGUGCCACUUUCGAGGACCUGUGCCACAAUUACACCCAAGAGCGUCUGCAGACCCUUUUCUACCAACGCACAUUUGUUCAGGAGCUGGAGCGUUACAAGGAGGAGAACAUAGAACUUGCAUUAGAUGACUUAGAGCCCAGUACAUCGCUGUCUGUGGCAGUGGUGGACCAAGCAUCAAGCCAAGCACUGGUGCGUACACUACGUACAGAUGAGGCCCGGGGCCUGUUGUGGAUGAUAGAGGAAGAGGCACUGCAGCCAGGGGGAUCAGAGGAAACGCUCUUGGGUCGUCUCUUCAGCUACUAUGGACCUGCUGAGGGGGAGAGUAGAGGUCACACUUUACUCCUGAAGAGUGAAAGGCCUUAUCAUUUCCUCCUGGGCCAUAGUCAUGGCACCGACUGGGUGGAGUACGACGCCCGUGGGUGGUUGAACCAUGCUAAACAGAACCCCGCCUCCACUAAUGCUGCCAACCUUCUGCAAGACUCCCAAAAGAAGAAUAUCAGUGCUCUGUUUAUGAGCCGAGGAGGUGGAGCGACCCUUCUCUCCGGCUCCAUCGCCGGCCUCGAGGGUGUUUCCAAGCUUUCCCUUCGACGGGCCUCCAGCAUGAGGAAGACUUUCACCACAGGGGUGGCUGCUAUCAAGAAGAAGUCCCUGUGUAUUCAGAUAAAACUUCAAGUGGAUGCCUUGCUUGACUUGGUGCGGAGGUCCAAGGUUCACUUUGUUCACUGCAUAUUGCCUAAGGCGGAUGCCCUUAAGGCACUGAGUGGAUCCCUGUUCAAAGGAGGGGAGGGCGAAGUCCAAGGGGAGAGUGGAGAUUCAGGCCUGAUGCAGUUGGAUGCAGGCUUGCUCCGUGCUCAGCUGCGUGGCUCAAAGUUGUUGGAUGCUCUCCGGAUCUACAGACAGGGUUAUCCAGAUCACAUGGUGUUCUCUGAGUUUCGCCGACGCUUCGAUGUGCUGGCACCUCAUCUCACCAAGAAACACGGCCGGAAUUACAUAGUAAAGGAUGAGCAGAGAGCUGUGGAGGAGCUCUUGGAGUCCUUGGACCUGGAAAAAAGCACUUAUCACAUGGGUCUAAGCAGGCUGUUCUUUAGAGCUGGCACCUUGGCUAAGCUGGAGGAGCAGAGGGAUGAGCAGACCAAGCGUAAUCUAACCUUGUUCCAAGCUGCGUGCAGCGGCUACCUGGCACGGCAAGCCUUCAAGAAGAGGAAGAUUCAGGACCUGGCGAUCCGUUGCAUCCAGAAGAACAUCAAGAAGAACCGAGGUGUAAAGGGCUGGCCCUGGUGGAAGCUCUUCACUACUGUCCAGCCCCUCAUCAAGGUUCAGCUGACCGAGGAGCAGAUGCGAGGCAAAGACGAGGAAAUCCAGCAACAGAAGUCUAAGCUUGAGAAGGUGGAGAAGGAGAGGAAUGAGCUGAGACUCAACACUGAUCGACUGGAGAGCAGAAUCACAGAGCUGUUGGCAGAGCUGACUGAUGAAAGGAACGCUGGUGAGUCAGCAUCCCAGCUGCUGGAGGCUGAGACCUCAGAGAGACUACGCCUGGAGAAAGACAUGAAGGAUCUGCAGGCUAAGUUUGAUGCCAUGAAGAAGCAGAUGGAGUCACAGGAGAUGGAAGUGAUGGAGGCUCGGCUCAUGAAAACAUCAGAGCUCAAUGGGGAGAUGGAGGAUGACAAUGAUGAUGCUGGAGGUGAGUGGCGGCUUAAGUACAACCGAGCCAUUCGUGAGAUGGAGUUCACCAAAAAGAAAGUCCAGCAGGACUUUGAAGACAAGCUGGAGACAGAACAGCAGAGCAAAAGACAGAUGGAGAGAAGGCUGGCUGACCUCCAGACAGAUAAUGAGGAUAUGCAGCGCUCUAUCCAGCAGCUUAAAAAGAAGUGCCAGCGAAUGACAGCAGAGCUACAGGACACCAAGCUGCAUCUGGAAAGCCAACAGAGCCGCAACCAUGAGCUGGAGAAGAAACAGAGGAAAUUUGACAUGGAGCAGAGCCAGGCUCAGGCCGAAGUACAGAGAGAGAGGAGCCAGAGGGAGAGGCUAGCCCGAGAGAAGGACACAAUGACUGGGGAAAUCUUCAGCCUCCAUCAGCAGCUGCAGGACAAGGACAGUGAACUGUGUGCUGCCAAUAUGAAACUACAGCAGCUGGAGGCAGAGCUCCAAGACCUCUCCUCCCAGGAGUCGAAGGACGAGGCAUCAUUGGCCAAGGUCAAGAAGCAGCUUCGUGACCUUGAAGCCAAGGUCAAAGACCAGGAGGAGGAGCUGGAUGAGCAGGCUGGAACAAUCCAGAUGCUGGAGCAGGCUAAAUUACGGCUCGAGAUGGAGAUGGAAAGGCAGCGGCAGAGCCACUCCAAAGAGAUUGAGAGCAAGGAUGAAGAAGUGGAAGAGAUCAGGCAGUCUUGCAGUAAGAAGCUGAAACAGAUGGAGGUACAGCUGGAGGAGGAGUAUGACGACAAGCAGAAAGUCUUGCGUGAGAGAAGAGAGCUCGAAUCCAAACUGCUCACAGCCCAGGACCAGGUGAGCCAGAGGGAUGUAGAAACAGAGAAGAGGCUGAAGAAAGACCUGAAGAGAACCAAAGUCCUGCUAACCGAUGCCCAGAUUAUGCUAGACCACCUGAAAAGCAAUGCGCCCAGCAAGCGAGAGAUCGCCCAGCUCAAAAACCAACUGGAGGAGUCAGAGUUCACUUGCGCAGCAUCAGUGAAGGCUCGUAAGGCCAUGGAGAUUGAAAUAGAGGACUUGCACAUCCAAAUGGACGACAUAGUCAAAGCCAAGAUGUCGCUGGAGGAGCAGGUUAGCCGUCUGCAGAGGGAGAAGAAUGAUCUGCAGUCUCGUAUGGAGGAGGACCAGGAGGACAUGAAUGACAUGAUGAAGAAACACAAGGCUGCAGUUGCCCAGUCUACCAGAGACUUGAGCCAGAUCAGUGACCUGCAGGCCCAACUGGAGGAGGCCACAAAGGAGAAGCAGGAGAUCCAGGAGAAGCUUCAUUCCCUCCAGAGCCAGCUAGAGUUCCAGGAACAGUCCAUGGUGGAGAAGUCUCUAGUGAGUCGUCAGGAGGCCAAAAUCCGUGAGCUUGAGACCAAACUGGAGUAUGAGAGAACCCAGAUGAAACGCAUUGAGAGCCUGGUGGGUCGUCUGAAGGAGAACCUCGAGAAGAUGACAGAGGAAAGAAACCAGCACAGGGUUGCUGAGGACCGAGAGAAGGACCAGAACAAGCGCAUGCAGAGGCAGAUACGCGACAUGAAAGAGGAGAUGGGGGAGCUGUCCAAGAAGGAGACUGAGGCCAGCCGCAAGAAACAUGAGCUGGAAAUGGACAUUGAGAGCCUGGAGGCAGCCAAUCAGAGCUUACAAGUUGACCUCAAGUUGGCCUUCAAAAGGAUAGGUGACUUACAGUCUGCCAUUGAGGAUGAGAUGGAGAGUGAUGACAAUGAUGACCUCAUCAAUAGUUUACAAGACAUGGUGACAAAAUAUCAGAGAAGAAAGAACAAAACUGGGGAUGAAACAGAGACAGACUCGGAAGUGGAGGACCGUGUGGAUGGAGUUAAGUCUUGGCUGUCCAAGAACAAGGGCUCCACAAAGACCCCAUCAGAUGAGGGAAGUCUUAAGAGCACAAGAUAUGCAGCCAAUUCAGAUGCCAAGGAAGUGAAAGAGGGUAAGGAGAAGAUGAAUGAAGGAGGCAAAGAGGGAAAAGAGAUAGAGCAGAACAGGUCAAUGUCUGUAAUGAGUUCCCUAAGCUACAGGAAGCGGUCCAAUUUGAAAGACUCAAUCGGGGGGACAGGAGAUGAAAGUUCCUUGUUCAGUGCACUGAAGGAACAACCAGACAUGCCAGACCACUCCUCUGUCCGCAAGGCCAAGGCAAAGUCUGGGGAAAUCCAGGAGGACUGGAAAAAGGCUCAGGAUGAUCUGGAUGACAGGGGCUCUGUAAUCUCCAUGGCCUACUCUGAGGCCACCAGCAGGGCUAGGAAGGGCAUGGAGUGCCGUUGGACCUCCCGCGGCAGCCCAGACUUCGAUAAAGACUCCAUGGUGUCUUCCAUGGCUCCCAGCAGGAUGUCAACUCGGAGGGGCAUGCUGGACUUAGAUGAUGAUAACAAAUCCACCAUCAGCAGCGUGAGCCGCUCCAGUCCUCGGUCACUGCAUCGCAGCGCCUCCUGGAAGGACGACAGGCGCAGCAACUCACGCAUGUCUCUGGCCCAAAGCUGUGGCCUCAGCGAGUUUGGUGUGUGCAUUGAUGACAAUGAUGCAUUGAGUGUAGCCUUUAGCGAGGGGGGUACCUCAUCUUACAGCCCCCACUCUCGUAGCCGCAGUUUGUCCACUCCCCGGCAACCCCGCACCUCGGAGGACAACCCGCCUGACACAUCUGACAUUAAGACGGUAACCCACCGCAACUACCUGGACCCUGACUUAGAGGCUGCCAUCAAUGAGGUGCUAAGCUUCAAACCUAUCAAGUUCAAGCGCAGCAAACUUGAAGACUCCGGGGAUGAGGAAGAGGAGGAGGAAAAGAAGGGCAUGGGAGCAGAAAACAACAGGAAGAGUGUGCACAGUCUCAAAGGAGAUGAUAAAGGACCAGGUAGUUCUUCCAUUUUGUCUCGAUCCGCAUCUGGCUCUGCACUGGACUAUGGUAGCCGGCCGUCUAGUAGCAUCAGUACCACCAGCUCCCGCAGUCGCAAGUCAAAGAAGAAGAAGAAAGUCUCUGAGUCAGACAGCUCAUCCUCAGAUGAUCGUCACAGCAGGAGGAGCUCCAGGGGGAAGAAGGGCAAGAAGUCCAGGAAGCGAUCUAAGAAGAAGAGUGAGUCUGAGGACUCCUCUUCCUCUUCAGAUUCAUCAGAUUCAUCUGAUUCUUCAUCUGACUCCACCAUCUCCUACCGCAGCUCCAGCAGCAUUAAAAGAGGCCCAGCUCCUCGCACCUCAGCCUCUGGAGAUGAGGAGACACCUGUAGGUCAAGUGCAGCUCAGCAAGAAAGAGACCAAGAAGAAGCAGAAGAAAAUGGACAACCUGGUGAUGAAGUACCUCUACAAGCCUGAGAGUGACUGA
This is a messenger RNA of Lampris incognitus (smalleye Pacific opah), 7541 nucleotides long. RefSeq names its product unconventional myosin-XVIIIa-like. Gene Ontology annotation, molecular function: protein binding; ATP binding; cytoskeletal motor activity. The transcript has 40 exons. Gene Ontology annotation, biological process: DNA metabolic process. The record is from RefSeq and is a predicted model, not a curated record. Gene Ontology annotation, cellular component: myosin complex. NCBI's taxonomy places the organism in Eukaryota, Metazoa, Chordata, Actinopteri, Lampriformes, Lampridae. The coding region runs from base 114 to 7541 and encodes 2475 amino acids.